Molecule: messenger RNA, 2208 nt
Organism: Telopea speciosissima
Lineage: Eukaryota; Viridiplantae; Streptophyta; Magnoliopsida; Proteales; Proteaceae
Product: protein FAR-RED IMPAIRED RESPONSE 1-like
Exons: 6
Coding region: 1-2208 (735 amino acids)
Biological process (GO): regulation of DNA-templated transcription; DNA transposition
Molecular function (GO): DNA binding; transposase activity
Source: RefSeq, a predicted model, not a curated record
AUGGGUGAUUCUCUCCCUGAAUGUAGAUUAAAUGAAAUGGAAGGAAAUGAAUUGGAUGGUAGUGAGGUAUAUGGUGAAGACGAAGUAGGUGUGAAUUCUCCGGCUAUGAAUUUUGUUUUCACACAAGAUGAUGCAAAUCUGGAGCCUUUUGUUGGAAUGGAAUUCAAAUCAAUGGAACAAGCGUAUUUUUUUUAUAAUGAAUAUGCUAGGUCUAUAGGAUUUGGCACUUUGAAGAAAAAUACUCGUCAAUCUAGCUGGAAUGGAGAAUUUGUCGAUGCAAAUUUUGCUUGCACUAGAUCUGGAAGAAAGAGAAAGUCAACUGGAGUCAGAAAGGACCGGCCUUGUCAUAAGACAAAUUGCAUGGCUGGCAUUCAUGUGAAAAGAAAAGAAAAUGGGCAAUGGGUUCUAGUUGGUUUCAUUAAAGAGCACAACCAUAAUCUUGUUCCAGCCAAUACACAAUACUUUCGAAGUCACAAGAAAAUAGAUCCAAUUACUAAAAACAACAUUGGUAUCUUGCAAGCCUCUGGAGUACAGACAAAUAAUUUUUUUGCUCUGUUGUCUAAACAAUGCAUUAGUUGCCAAAAUGUCAGUUGUCUUGAGAAAGACUUUAGGAUUCAAAUUGAUAAAGAUAAACGUUUACCUAUAGACACAGAGGAUGCUCAAGUGCUGCUUGAACAGUUUAUUUGUAUGCAAGAAGAGAAUCCUAGCUUCUUUUAUGCCAUUGACUUGAAUGAUGAACAACGCCUGCGGAAUGUGUUUUGGGUGGAUGCAAAAAGCAGGCAUGAUUAUAUCAAUUUUGGGGAUGUAGUGUGUUUUGAUACUACCUAUGUCACAAACAAAUACAAGAUCCCAUUUGCUCCUUUUAUAGGAGUGAAUAAUCACUUCCAGUCCACAUUGCUUGGUUGUGCUUUAAUUGCUGAUGAGUCUACAACGACAUUUAUUUGGCUAAUGCGAACAUGGCUUAGAGCAAUGGGUGGGAUAGCUCCUAAAGUGAUAAUAACUGACCAGGAUAAGGGCAUGAAAGCAGCUAUUGAGGAAGUCUUUCCAAUUGUACAUCAUCGACACUGUUUGUGGCAUAUAUUAGGAAAGAUCCCUGAGAAGCUUGGUCUUGUAACCAAGAGGCACACAGAUUUUAUGACCGAGUUUAAUAAGUGCAUUUAUAGAUCGUGGAAAGAAGAAGAAUUUGAAAGUGAAUGGGAGCAACUGCUCAACACAUUUCAACUUAGAGAUGAUGAGUGGCUUAAGUCAUUGUAUGAUGAUCGCAGACAUUGGGUGCCAGCUUAUAUUAGAGAUACCUUUUUUGCUGGGAUGGUUACUGCAUCACGGCCUGAAAGUGUUAUUUCUGUUUUUGACAAAUAUGUGCAGAAGAACACCACAUUGAAAGAAUUUGUUGAUCAAUACAAAGUCACUCUUCAGAAUAUGUAUAAAGAUGAAACUGAUGCUGAUUUUUCUACAUGGCAUGGAACGCCUGCAUUGAGGUCUCACUCACCUUAUGAGAAGCAAAUGUCGAAAAUCUGUACUCAUGAAAUUUUUAAGAAGUUUCAACUUGAGGUUAUGGGAAUAAUUGCAUGCCACAUAAGAAAGGAGAAAGAAGAUGGGGCCACCACAACAUUUAGGGUUCAAGACUUUGAGGUGCAAGAAGAAUUCAGAGUGGAUUGGGAUGAAAAAAAUCAGAGGCAUGCAAUGGUUGUUUUCCAUCAUGCAGCUGUGCCUGAAAUCCCAUCUCACUACAUAUUGAAGAGACGGACAGUAGAUGCAAAGAGCAAUUACUUCACAGGGCGGAGAACAAUUGAAGUGCAAUCUAAGGAGCAACGCUACAAUGAUUUAUGUCAGCGGGCAUUGAUUUUUUUUGAAUAUGGGUCAUUAUCGCACGAGAGCUACAAUGUUGCAAUCUGUGCGCUGGAAGAAGCUACUAAUGAAUGUCUGGCUGUGAAUAACUCUAUUAAAGAGGCUACAAAGCCUCAUGAAUCAGGAGGAGCUAAAAAGGCUUUGAAGGGUGGUGCAGAUAAGAAGAGAAAGAGAGACAAUGCCAAUCAAAAGUCAAAUGAACAGUUGAGCACAAGCUUGGCAAUUUAUGAUGGUUGUGAUCAGACACAACAACGAAUGGAAGAGCAGGAAUCAGCAUUAGGUGGACAGGAUAGGGUGACAUUGGCAGCCUCUCAUCAUGUGCAACAGAGAAUGGAAGUGGAUACUGUAGUGGCCCGUUAA